AUGACUGUCGAAUCAAGCUCCACUCAAGUCCUCAUCGUCGGCGCCGGCCCCACGGGUCUUGUCGCUGCGUUGGGACUUCUGAAGAACGGCAUCUCCGUGCGCAUUAUCGAGAAAGACAGAGCACCCCGCCAGGGACAACGUGGUCCCGGCAUUCAGCCGCGCUCGCUGGAACUGUAUCACUUCCUCGGGGUCCCAGAGAUCCUGGAGCAGGCGACUGCGAUGCCGGACUUUAUGUCACAUACGAUGGGGAGUCCUGCAGCGCUGAAAGAGUUCCCGAUGACGCCCUACGCGGACCCGACUCCAGCCAUUCCUUUUAACAACGUGCUCGUGCUGGGUCAAAGUAGCGUCGAGAGGCAUCUUCGUUCUCACCUAGAGAAGCGAGGUACUCUUCUAGAGUACGGCAAGGAACUCGUGUCCUUUGAGCAACACGACGACGGCGUUGUUGCGCAGAUCUCCGUCAAGACCGAGGACGGCAUCCAUACUGAAACAAUCAACGCGCAGUAUAUUAUCGGUGCCGACGGUGCAAGGGGCAUAGUCCGAAAGCAACUUGGCCUCAAGUUCCUCGGUGAGACGCGCGAGACCACACGCAUCAUCACUGGUGACAUCCGCUUCAAGUGCGAUGCCCUGCCCAGAACUAACUGGCAUCUAUUCGGCAACGGUGCCGGUAGCGUCGUCUCUCUUCGUCCCGCCAGAGACUUUGGUGAGGACGACGCGUGGCAUCUCAUCAUGUCCGGAGACAAGUACGACGUCUCGAAGCUGCUGGCUGACGAAGAUGCCUUGUGUAAAUCCAUCGAGGAAGCUAUCGGCGCUACUGUGAAGUCUUUCGAAGUCGUGUGGAUCUCCGACUUUAGGCAAGUGCAGACGCGUAUGCCGAACAUUAGGGUUGUGAACAAGUUCGGACAAGGACGGGUCCUCGUUGCAGGAGAUGCUGCACACGUACACAGUCCCACAGGCGGACAAGGUCUGAACUCUGGCGUCCAAGAUGCUUUCAACCUCGCAUGGAAAGUCGCGCUGGUUGCCAAACACCUCGCCCCGCAAUCCCUGCUCGAGACCUACACGCUCGAGCGCCUGCCCGUCAUCACCGAGCUGCUCGGACUCACAACCGCGCUGCUCGACAAGACUUUCGGGCCCAAGCACGACACCGUCGAGAAUGCGUUCCACCGCGGCCGCAUUCUCUACAUGCUCGGCGUCAACUGCCGCGCGAGCCCGAUCGUGUGCGACGAGCGCGCGGUCGACGUCGCGCCCAUCGCGGCGUACGGAGAGGAGGUGAGCGGCCAGCUCGUCGCGGGCGACCGCGCGCCGGACGCGCCUGGCCUCGUCGAGGUCGGCGGUGAAGGUCGAGGAGGGGUUGUCAGCCUCUUUGAUUUGUUCAGAUAUACGCACCACACCGCGCUGGUGUUCGCUCCGGAGAUUCUGGAGGCCGAGGAAAUAGUCAAGUUGCUGAGCCCGUACGCGGAAUCGGAGAUUGCUCGCGUUGUGGUCGUCUUGCCCGCUACGGGAGAAUCAGAGGCGACUCUUGACUAUGCCAGAGUGGUGGUCGACAAGGAGAAUCACGCGCACGCGAAUUAUCUGAUCGAGAGAGGCGAAACGCGGGUGGUCAUCGUUCGGCCUGACGGUGUCGUAGGUGCGAUUGUGGCGGGGUCGUUGGGCAUCCAGAAAUACUUCGGGAGAAUUCUUGCCCAAUAG
Molecule: messenger RNA, 1686 nt
Organism: Coniophora puteana RWD-64-598 SS2
Lineage: Eukaryota; Fungi; Basidiomycota; Agaricomycetes; Boletales; Coniophoraceae
Exons: 11
Coding region: 1-1686 (561 amino acids)
Molecular function (GO): FAD binding
Source: RefSeq, a predicted model, not a curated record